CUGCGCGUGCGCAAGGUUCCCACGUUCCCAGCUUGCCUUUCGCGGGCUAGUGGGAGGUGGUUGUGGAGGAAGUCCCACAAGGAGUGAUUUAGUCACACGGACAGAGUAACUGUCCAUAUACAAGUACUGUUUUGGAUUUUUUUUACCUAAGGCCCUUGGUUUUGGAUAUAUUUUAAUGCAUGGUUGGGUGGAUUUUUUACGGGCCAUGCUGUCUCGGUGAAGGUAAUGAGCCGUAGAGCCCCGGCGACUCGGCUGAGUAACAGCACCAAGCAGCAGCACCGGAGCUGGAAUGACUGGCAAAGCAGAACUGACAGUAUAUCAGCUGACCACAGCAGUUUAAAGUACUCUGCUUCUAGAGAUCGAGGUAGUCAACAUUCCUCUUCCACCAGUGUUUCUCGGCAAAGACAUGAGGAUGUCAGAAUCCUUGCUGGCACUCAGAAUGAAGAAGGUAGCUGUGAUGUCAGUGGAGGACAUGAUGAAAAUGCUUCUGGUUGGAAGUCGUUGGGGCAAGAGCUGAGGGUUAAUAAUGUAACCCCAGAUUUGACCAGUAUUCAGCAUGGAAACCGUGCUUUAGCAACAAGAGACAUGAGGAAAUCACAGGAGCGACCAAUGUCUUAUUCUGAUGAGUCUCGACUGUCCAAUCUUCUUCGGAGGAUUUCCCGGGAAGAUGACAGAGACCGUAGGCUGGCUACUGUAAGGCAGCUAAAAGAGUUCAUUCAGCAACCAGAAAAUAAACUGGUUAUUGUUAAACAGUUGGACAAUAUCCUGAGUGCUGUACAUGAUAUACUCAAUGAAAGGUAAGUAGAGUACAUUAAAUUGUGUAAAUACUGAUGUAGUUCUUGAGUGCACAGUGUAUGACUGCUGAUUGUUUGCCAUUUAAUGUAAAACUUUAUUUGCGUUUUUUUAAUAAAUUGUUAAAGAUUUAGAACGGUGAAAACUUUUUGUAGUAAAAUAAAAAGGUUUAAUUUAAAUGUUAGUCUUUCAAAGAAGAGUUGUUUAAGAUGUUUGGUUAUUGCUGCAGUCUUUCAGGCAGCUGAUGUGUGAAUGAAAUGUACAUUGCAAGAGCAACACAAAACCAAUGUUAGAAUUACUGAAAAAAAAAUCUAUCUGUUGUAGUAAAUUGCUUAACCUCAUUGCAGGCUCUCAUGACCACUCUUCCCUACUAUCUUCCUUAAAGAUUUGGUAAGCCUCAGGGUCAAAGCAUCCUUCAUGCUAAAAGUGGUAAGUGAAUUUAUUCUCAGUCAAGCAAUAAACCUGCCUACCUCUUUCACCAGUCCCCAAAGUAACAGGUAAGCAUAUUGCACCUUGGGCAUUCACAGUUGAGAUUUUAGUUGGAUAAAAUUAAAGAUAAAAAAAAAAAAAAAAAGAUUAACUGUUGGUUUCCUUCAUGGACUCCAGGUUAGGGCAACUGGUUUCUAAACCAUGCAUUGCCUCCUAGAUCUUUAAAGCUAUAUUCUUCUGUUCUCACCAUGAAAAAACUCUACCAUACUGCCGAAAAGCCCAUUCUGUUCGAGCAGUGGUUUCUUCAGGUGCUUUCCACUAAGGUGGUGGUACCAGAUCCGUUUUAGAAGCAGCCAUCUGGCCUUCUGUUCACACCUUCACAAAACACUACAAAUUGGAUGCUUUCUCAAAGUCCAAGACAGUGUCUGCUAGAACCAUUCUGUCUGGCCUUCUAGACUUUUUUCUUCUCCUGGCUCCUUUUAACCUCCCACCCUUUUCCUAUACAUCAGGGGUGUCCAACCUUUUGGCUUGCUGGGGCCGCAUUGAGUGAACAGA
Molecule: messenger RNA, 1776 nt
Organism: Protopterus annectens (West African lungfish)
Lineage: Eukaryota; Metazoa; Chordata; Ceratodontiformes; Protopteridae
Exons: 5
Coding region: 226-801 (191 amino acids)
Source: RefSeq, a predicted model, not a curated record